AUGCAAACAUUACUCGUAGUUGUAUUUUUUAUGGCUUCUCCUUCUCUGGCUUGCAACAUUCAAUGGCCGAAUAACACAGAUGUAAAUUUCGUGUGGUGGCAAUGCGACAAUGGACCCGUUAAGCUCUACAACGCAACUCCGUCGGAUGUCAACGGAAACUACGAGUAUCCCAUUCAUCUCGGAAAGCCAUUGGUGGUGACAAUGGAUCUGCUGAAUCCAACCAACGUCUACACGGAUCCCAAUCUUAUCGCCAACGUCAAUCUUUGGUCGUGGGGAACGUCGUUAGGAGGAUGUUCGUGGUCGGCGAUUCCGACAUUGGGCCUUCUAAAAAACCUCAACGCAUGCGAGAAUGGUAUUCCGUGCCCUGUGAAAACUGGACGACAAUUUCUCGCCGCAACAAUCGACUUCACUAAAUUUCAAUCGAUUAUCGACAUGCUGAAGGAUAAUGCGCCCUAUCAGUUGCAGCUAACCCUACACGACAAAAAAUCUGGCGACAACAUGUGUUUAAUGUUUCAAGCGAGGGCGUAUAUUCAUUGA
Necator americanus (New World hookworm) is the source of this 537-nucleotide messenger RNA. RefSeq lists its product as uncharacterized. The record is from RefSeq and is a predicted model, not a curated record. The transcript has 3 exons. Bases 1 to 537 code for a protein of 178 amino acids. NCBI's taxonomy places the organism in Eukaryota, Metazoa, Nematoda, Chromadorea, Rhabditida, Ancylostomatidae.